CGUAGUACAGGACGACAAUCAAUGCAUUCCUUUUAUUGCCCAGCUUCUUUUUAUUUCAUUUCCUCACUAGCAAGCCUUUCCUUUCACCUUCCUCUCUUUCAAUCAUGAUGGCCACGAGUAGGCCGUAUUACCAACCAUCGUCACCCUUUUCCUUGCACCAUUCAUCGCCGCUGGAAACACUGGGCAGGUCCACGACACGCCAGAAUAUACCGCCGCCAGUCAGGCUUCCCCCAGCCCAUUCUUCGAACAGUUCCGGGCUGAACCCCCAGUUCACAUAUCCUGCUCAGAGCUCUUCAAGCUCCGGUAACCACCUAACGACCCCCCCAAGACAGCAGCCGCAGCAGCACUCCGGCCAUCACCUCACCCCUUCUUCACCUCUUCUCCACAGCCAUUUCUCUCGCGGCUCUACAGCGACGAGAUCGUCCAAAGACGACAACUCGUACCUCGAUCUUUCGGGUGACUCAUCGCAGGUGUAUCACGACGAUUACCACUAUUACGAUCAGGAAAGCAUCUACUCUUCUGCCCCAGCCAUUCGCGACUCAUGGGAAUCCCAUGGCACCUCUCCUCACAAGCACCUCGCAAACGACUAUGUCGUCGACAGCGAAAUAUACGACGCCUAUGCUGCGGACCCAGACUCCCCCGUUCCGACCGUCUUCGUGUCCCCAGUGUCAGACGAACCCAGUCGCCUCGUAGGCAAGGCUCCGAUCCUUCGCUCCGCAGUAACCAACAAUUACUCAAGACCUGUCCGCCCUUCCCUCCCCUCGGAACAGUCCCCAGCUGAGCUGGAGGACCGGAAACGAAAGGUCCUUGAACGGAACGGGCGGAGUACAACUUCGUCUCCCACAUCUAGCUAUCAAUGCCCUUCACCAUCUCACUUCCCUGUACCACCGCGGGGUUUGGAGCAUUUCCAGAAUAAUCAUCGUUCACCUUUGCCUCAGCCAGGAUCACGUUCGCCAAGCCCGACAGACACAAUUCAUGGCCCUGCAGCGCCUUCCACCCCAAGCCCCAACUUGCUUUCUGUACACCGCCCAGAAGCCAUCGCGCUCCCCCGUAAACCGCCAUCUGUACGCGUAGACUCUCCAGCAAGUUUGUACUCCACAUACUCGUUCUACCAGCUCGACAACGGCAGCUCAAGUCCUUCACCCUCAUCACCCCACUUCCCACCUGGAACUCAAUCAUCACAGCCUCACUUCGUGUCUCAGCCGACCAGCCAAAACCAAAUACCCCCUCCACCACAUCCGAAUGUGCCCACGACCCCAGCUGAUUACCUCCAAUUCGGUAUAACGCACCACGAGGCGAACAGACUGACCGAAUCCGCCUCGUGCUUUGAGAAGAGCGCUACGGUCAACGGGGGGUGUGGAGUGGGGAUGCUUUUGUGGGGUCUGACACUUCGGCAUGGAUGGGGAUGUCCGAAAAACGAGAAGACGGGGUUCAGUUGGUUAAGGAAGGCAGCCGAGUUUGCACUAGGCGACCUCGAGCGACAGCAAAGCAUGAAUGGGAAAGAAGAAAUGAAGGACGAGCUGGUCCUUGCGAUAUACGAAGUAGGGCAAUGUUUCUUUCAUGGUUGGGGAGUGGCCAAGGACCAGAAGAUGGCUGUGAGCUAUUACACAACUGCUGCGCGGCUGGGGGAUCCUGAUGCUCAGAGUGACUUGGCCUUUUGUUUGGCGAACGGGAAGGGGUGUAAGAAGGACAGGAAGGAGGCUGCGAGGUGGUAUAGGAAGGCUGUUGCCCAAGGACAGAGCGAUAUCGGUCUAGCAUGGAUUUACAAGAAAAAGUUUCAGUAGAGCUGCUAACUAUAUCAUUAUUAUAUGUAUGCACCCUUGAACAUUCCCUUUCCUUUAUGUUUUCUUGCUGCAAUGUAACAUUUCUAUGCAUGGAUACUAUAUACACCUUCAUGUUUGCGCAAACGUCGAUAAAUAUAGUUCAAUCGCCAGAAGAACCUUUGCC
This is a messenger RNA of Guyanagaster necrorhizus, 1947 nucleotides long. Its product is annotated as HCP-like protein. Gene Ontology annotation, molecular function: protein binding. The record is from RefSeq and is a predicted model, not a curated record. Gene Ontology annotation, biological process: negative regulation of G2/M transition of mitotic cell cycle. Gene Ontology annotation, cellular component: cell division site. NCBI's taxonomy places the organism in Eukaryota, Fungi, Basidiomycota, Agaricomycetes, Agaricales, Physalacriaceae. The transcript has 3 exons. Bases 105 to 1784 code for a protein of 559 amino acids.